AUGCCACCCACCGCACCCUCCACCACCUUCUCCUCCCGCGCCAGCAGCGUCCAGUCGCGACGCCCGCUCUCCCGCCACGAAUCCACCCAACACCUCCGCCCCGAAGAUGCAAUCUACCACUCCCCUCCGCGCCAGCGCGGAAUCCCGCCCUUGGGCCGCAGCGAUACCGUGCGGGCAGCCUCGACGAGCACGCGACGCUCGAGUCGCGACAAGCGGAAGGGGAGGAGCAGUUCACGACGACGCAAUGCGGGGACGACUCCGAAGGCGGGGAAUGGGCAGUGGAAGAAACUGCUUUGGGUGAAGCAGUCGUAUCCGGACAACUAUACCGAUGAGGAAACGUUCCUGGAUCAUUUGCAGAGGAAUCCGCGACUGAGGCCGUAUGAGUUCUGGCCGUUGGUGGCGGAUAGCACGAUUAUCGUGCAGCAUGUGUGUUCGGUUGUGAUCUUUGUGUGUUGCUUCACGGCAAUAUUUCAAGAGAGGGUGAGCCCGCAGACGGUGGUGGGAUGGGCCACAUUGUGCACGGUUGCUGGGUGGGUGUUCAGGGACUAUUGGCAGAGUCAGAGUCAUCACGAGGAGGUGCCAGCGGAGGACGAAGCGGACAGCCCUCGAAGCAUAGAGAUGGAGGCAGACUUUGGAGUGCCGUUCAAGGAGCAGAGCAAUGGCUUGACCGGCGGAUCUAAAGCAACCACCAGGAACCACUCGCGCAAUCACAGCGCUUCAUCAGUCGUCCUGAACGGCACAAGCGGCGCAAGCUCACCGAUCAACCCAAGCGAUCCUAGCCCUCUGCCGUCAAAUGGCGCUUCGUUUAUACAACCGUACGGCAGCCCACCGUCGUCCUUCUCACCCCGCAUGCAAGACCGACUCACGACCGCCAAAUCCGCCAUCCUCAUUUACUGCUCCCUGCUCGGCCUCUCGCCCAUUCUCAAAUCCCUCACACUAUCCACCUCCUCCGACAGCAUCUGGGCCUUGUCAUCCUGGCUCAUGGGAAUCAACGUCUUCACCUUCGACUACGGAGCAGGACCUGAAGCCAAGUUCCCCGCUUCUCUAUCCACCAAUGCCGCUCUCAUGGCUUCCACCGUGCUCGCGAGUCGCCUACCCAGCACAACCCACGUCUUCAGCUUGACGCUGUUCAGCAUCGAGGUCUUCGGCUUAUUCCCGGUGUUUAGACGGCAUUUGAGGCACUACUCAUGGAUAGGCCAUCUAUGGCUGACGGUCCUUCUCGUGGUAUUGGCAAGCGGUGGACUGAGCAUGACCAUCAGCGGUGGAGGAUGGACGAUGGGUUGUCUGGGAGUUGUGUUGGGUGGGAUGGUCUGCUGUUUGAGCAUGGGUCUCACGAGUUGGUGGUUGAUUGGUUUGCAACGGUACAAGAACGAGAUUCAUGGGCCGUGGGAUCCGGCAAGACCGGUCAUUAGAAGGCAUUGGGAUUGA
Molecule: messenger RNA, 1428 nt
Organism: Zasmidium cellare ATCC 36951
Lineage: Eukaryota; Fungi; Ascomycota; Dothideomycetes; Mycosphaerellales; Mycosphaerellaceae
Exons: 1
Coding region: 1-1428 (475 amino acids)
Biological process (GO): GPI anchor biosynthetic process
Cellular component (GO): membrane; glycosylphosphatidylinositol-N-acetylglucosaminyltransferase (GPI-GnT) complex
Source: RefSeq, a predicted model, not a curated record